Molecule: messenger RNA, 2189 nt
Organism: Trichoplusia ni (cabbage looper)
Lineage: Eukaryota; Metazoa; Arthropoda; Insecta; Lepidoptera; Noctuidae
Product: hexosaminidase D-like
Exons: 4
Coding region: 468-2141 (557 amino acids)
Biological process (GO): carbohydrate metabolic process
Molecular function (GO): hexosaminidase activity
Source: RefSeq, a predicted model, not a curated record
CAUUUUUUUUAUAAAUCCAUCGUAGCGCACCACGACAAAUAAGUCUUCCUACCAAAAAGUAUGAAAUCCAAAGUCUAGUCUACUGGUGCGUAACAACACACCACAACACAAUAUUAUGUCUCCGGCUUUAAAUAGAGAAACAAGAAAGAAAUUCAUAAGAAAGACAUAUACCUACCAUUUUUAUAGCUUUGACAUUUUAUUUUUUUCAGGCCAUCAAAUAGACAACAGAUACAUAAAAAUACUCGUACCUCAACCUAAUUUUUGUGUUAUAUAGUUCAUCAGCUCGUUAAGUGUACUCACAAUUUUAUUUACGACUUAUGUGGACUGAAGCCAUGCAACUGUCCGACGCUUGACAACAACCUCAUUUAAAACAGUUAGCAUCGCAUUUCGUGAAGACCACUUGUCUUAUUCGUCUAGUGAAUAUUCUGCAAAGAGGUUUUAUCAUUUUUUCCGUCCACUGACAUGAGAUGACAAGAAGACAAAUAAUGCGGUGUUUCGCCAUUAUGAGGUCGAUAAGAAUAAAAUUUUUCGUUCUAACUUUUUCGUUAUUGACGAUUUACUUGUUCCUCUUCUAUUUCUUCAUUGAAAAGUGGAUUAAUCGGAAGAAUGACUCCGUGGGUCAGUCUUCAGUGGGGCUCUCUUUGAAGCACGUCGUCGUGCAUCUAGAUUUGAAGGGGUCCCCGCCAAAAUUGAAGUAUUUGGAGUCUCUUCUUCCAGUCUUCAAGUACUAUGGAGUCAAUGGGCUCCUUAUGGAAUACGAAGAUAUGUUCCCAUAUGAAGGGGACCUCGUCAAUAUCAGCUCAAGGAACUGCUACGAUAAAAAUGAGCUCAAAAAUUUCCUGAACAAAUCCGUUAAUAUGGGUAUUGAGAUAAUACCUUUGAUUCAAACAUUCGGUCACAUGGAACAUGCGCUCAAGCUGCAAGAGUUCAGACAAUUGAGAGAGUCACAGAAGUUCCCAGAUUCUAUGUGCCCCAGUAAGGCCGGCAGCCUGCAGCUGGUGAAGGAAAUGUUGACACAGGUGAUAAAUUUCCAUGCGAGCAUAGUACCGUUGAACCAUAUUCACAUCGGUUGUGAUGAAGUUUAUCAUAUCAACAAAUGUGACAAGUGUCGUCACAGGAAUCUAACGAAUAUAAAGCUAUUUUAUAAGCACCUUCAAACACUGGAAACUACGAUACAUGAGCUCAGUCCUCGCACAACAGUUCUAAUAUGGGACGACAUGCUUCGAGGAAAGAAAGGCUUGCAACUGAGCAGCAUGGACAACGCUGACGUCGAACCAGUUUAUUGGGACUACAAACCACGUUUAACCGUCUCCCAUACGGACCUCCUCAAUUACCAUCGAAAAUUCAAGAAUAUUUGGAUAGCCACUGCCUAUAAAGGCGCCGACGGCCGGGUGGCGACGACGCCUAAUUUCAAAAACCGGUUCAACAAUCACAUUGCUUGGCUAAACUUUAUCCUUGGGUACAAAUUCGGCGGAGAAAGCAAAGUAUAUGAUUUCAAAGGGAUCAUUUUAACUGGUUGGUCGAGAUACAGUCACAUGGAUCCAUUAUGUGAGCUGCUACCCGCUGCGAUACCGAGUCUUGUAAUUAAUUUGAUAUUAAUACAAAAAAUGAAGAAAGGUGUAGUUAUCAAUGAGGCUGAAACCUUGGAUUCCGACGAUUUCUUCUCUAAAUAUAUUCAAGCUGAAUUCAACAUGAGAUUUAAAUGUAGAAAUAUGAUAUACGUUGACGAUUUCAAUAGUGCUGUGUGUAAUUAUGAAAACAGUGAAAUCUAUAAUGAGCUGAAGAACUAUAAUUUUUUCUACAAAAAUAUCAAGGACAAGUUUAUCAAUGAUAAUGCAAUACUAGCUUCAAUUAACUACUACUCUCAAAUCGGCAAUAUAAAUAUGAACACAGCUCAAAUUCAUUUAUCUUGGUGUAAGGAUAAUUUGAAGAAAUUGUCUAACUUCGAAGAGAAAUUUCGAUAUCUUAUGUCGGUUUAUUACGAGAAGGAUGUCGUCGAUGAAUACGUGAUGUCUAAAACUUAUGAUACGACGAAGAAAAUAUGGAAUGUAUGGACGACACUGAAACAGCAUUUGAAGACUGUGAAGUGGGACCGACGACCGAUUCAGAAUAACAUUACAAUGAUACUAAACUAUGUUUGAAUACUGUUGACAGAAACCGAUAAAAAAUAAAAUCACUUGAUACCUAGU